This is a messenger RNA of Trichomycterus rosablanca, 2764 nucleotides long. It is a transcript of the gene rasl11a, whose product is annotated as RAS-like, family 11, member A. NCBI's taxonomy places the organism in Eukaryota, Metazoa, Chordata, Actinopteri, Siluriformes, Trichomycteridae. The transcript is spliced from 4 exons. The record is from RefSeq and is a predicted model, not a curated record. Gene Ontology annotation, molecular function: GTPase activity; GTP binding. Bases 270 to 1028 code for a protein of 252 amino acids.
AACAAAAAAAGAGAAUAACCCUUGAAGAACGGCUGUGGAUGAGCACUAUCCGGAGCAGACUGGGACUGGUUUUAUUCAGUCGGUAUGUCAGGAGGAUCAUUUGGUGGAAGUGGACAUGAUCGGGCGGAUGGUUCUCACAGUAUGAGAAACUCUUCCAGAAUGCAAAACUAUGCCGCGAAGAGUCUGGAGACUUAAACUAAUCCUGUUUGGGAAGACUUUUAAAUGAGUUAUUCAUCACCAGACACUCGGAUAAAGUUGAAUAUUUUUAAAUGCGUCUUACGGAGCAGCCGAGAACAAUGAGCAGCGGCUCUGGUAACUUUCUGUUAGUUCCUAUACCAGAGUACCCGAGCCUGGACUGUGUGCCUAAUAAAACCGUUAAAAUAGUGGUUCUCGGAGCGAGUAAUGUGGGAAAAACAGCCUUAAUAGUACGGUUUCUGACGAAGAGAUUCAUUGGUGAUUAUGAAGCCAACACAGGGGCCUUGUAUUCAAGAAAGAUCAACCUAGAUGGGGAGCAGGUUUCAUUACAAGUGCAGGAUACUCCCUGUGUAUCACUCCAGGAUGAUGCAGAGGGUCUGUAUUGCCAGGAACAAAUAAACCGCUCCAUCUACUGGGCCGAUGGCUACGUACUGGUAUUUUCCAUUACUGAUGUUCACAGCUACCGCACCAUCCAGCCGCUCUAUGAGCAUGUGCGUCGCAUCCAUCCAAGCGGUAACAUUCCCAUCAUCCUGAUGGGCAACAAGAGCGACCUACUGCGGGCACGACAGGUACACACCGAUGAGGGCCAGACGCUGGCAGCAGAGCUUGGAGGACAAUAUUUUGAGGCCUCUGCCCGGGAGAACUAUGAGGGCGUGCAGGCUGCUUUCAUGCACCUGUGCCAAGAGAUGAGCCGGGCACUAGGAGGGGUAAACGGAGAGAAAAGGAAAGGAGGACUACACCUAGCUCGUCCAAAGAGUCCCAACAUGCAGGAGCUGAAAAGGAGGUUUCGACAAGUGUUGUCUUCCAGAGUAAAAUCAACACCAACACUAUGAUGAAUAUGUGAUGCUGAAAACCAAAAACUUGAUCCACAAGAUUCUGGAAAUGUUAUUCUACACAAAAGAGUUGAUUAACAUGGCAUUUUUUAGAUCAGUAUUUUGAUACAUUUCAUACAUGGACAUCGUUUGUCUGGAAGUAACCCAACUUACAGGAGCUGAAUGAUGUACAGUGGAUUUAGAAAAUAUUCAGAUCCCUUGACUUUUUGGAUUUCAUUUUGUAUAAAUCGCCAUUUUGCCCAUCAGUCCACAUCUAAUCAUACCUAAUUAAAAAAAAUAAAAAAUAAAAAAAUAAAUCCAAAACUGAAAGCUCUUAUUCAUAAACGUAUUCAGAUGCUUUACUUUGUCCUUUAGGCCAGGAUUACAGCUGCUUUUUGAGAUAGGUCUCUACAAGCCCAACACAUUUGAGCAGUUUAACCCACUCUUUAUGGCAGAUCCUCACAAGCUCUGGCAGAGUGGGUUUAAGUCUGCGCUCUGACUUGCCACUAAACCCCUUCAUUGUUUUUUUUGGCUGUAUACUUUGGGUAACUGUUGUAAUCAAAGAUGAACUAAGUUUUGUGCUUUCUAAAAGACGUUUUCUUCAAGGAUGGUUCUGUAUUUGGCUGCAUUUAUCUAUCCCUCAAGUCUUACCAGUCUCCCUGUCCCUGCCACCGAGAAGCAGCUCCAUUGAAUGAUGCUGCAUCCUCUAUGUUUCACUGUAGGGUGGUAUUACCCAGAUGUGUCUGCUGCUGAAUGUAGUUGAGCAGCUGAUCCAUGUUAAGAAUCGUGUCAUUGCACGUUGCCAUUUUUCGUCAGCUGAGAUUCUUCUGUAUUUCACGUUUUUCACCUCUCAGAUUUGCCAGCUCCUCUGUCUGGCAAACCUGCUUUUCUCUUGGAAACCUUGUUGCCGGGUUAGGUCCGGUUCAGUUUUCUGCUGGGGUGUCAUUUUUGAAACUGCCCCGGAUGAGCGAGCUGCGCCAGAGGCGAUGUGACAACCCCUUUUCCGCAGCAGUCUCCAUCACAAUAAGUGCCAGUUGAGAACGUAGGCUUACUGCUUGUGUUUUGCUGCCCCUGGCUAGUGUUAGUAUUCCCUAUCUUUAGUUUUUUCCAAGAACUGUACAGUUGCCAAUGGCCUGUCAUAUUGUGACAGCCAGGUUUCAGUUUUGCACUGUCCCUGCUCUAUCCACCUUCUCCAUUGCAGGCUUAGAUGUUGUUGCAUCUUUGGGCUACCAUAUUUAUUUGUGUUUAUUCCCUUCAUUUGGUUAAAACCUUUCUUGCAGGUAUGGGGCUUUGGCUUUUGGUUGAAAAGCGAGACAAAGUGAUUGGUGUUUUACCCAAAGAGUAAAAUGUUUGUGUCAUAAGAUCAGAGAGGCAGCUGUAGCCUAGCGGUUAAGGUACUGGACUAGUAAUCAGUAGGAUGCUGGUUCAAGCCCCACCACUGCAAGGUUUCUGCUGUUGGGCCCCUGAGCAAGGCUCUUAACCCUCAAAUGCUUAGACUGCAUGCUGUCACACUACUGUAAAUUAAUCUUUUUCUUAUGUUGCCUCAGUUUUUUACAUGCCAUUUAGCAAACUCCAAGUGCCUUCAGUCUUGUGACUCUAUGGAGUGCUGCAGAGAUGAUCCACAACACAACAGAGUGCACAAAAAGACAACUGGUCUGAAUACUUUCUAAAUCUCUUGUGCUAUACCAUCUGUAUAAUUUUAAUCUAGUAUACUUGAGUAAUGCUGUAUCCAAUAAACAGGGAUAUUAUGUUUGUUA